AUGACAAACGAAGAAGCAAGUGACAUCGCAGCAAAAAAAUUACAAAAUGCGUUUGAGGAGAUCAAACCUAUAGUUGAUGCUACAAGUGGAGUUCCUGAAAAAUGUAGUACUACUCGAGCACACAAGUUUAAUGAAACACUUCCUGUUAGAGUAAAACGUUGUGGAAAAAGGCUAAAAAGAGGAAAAGAGAAAGGAGAGUAA
Molecule: messenger RNA, 201 nt
Organism: Prunus armeniaca (apricot)
Lineage: Eukaryota; Viridiplantae; Streptophyta; Magnoliopsida; Rosales; Rosaceae
Source: the annotation of a GenBank genome assembly